GAAAAAUAUUUGAAAUUGAAUAACGACAAAUUUCUCUUGGAAUUUCCAAUACAUAACAAUUUCCCAAUAUGGAUCGCCCCAUUAACGCUUUUGUUAAUCCUUUCGGCCAACGUCCCUGGAUGGCGCAGACCGGUGCUGCUGCCCCCAGUGGUGGUGGAAAGGGCUUGAAAGGCAUUAUUGCUGGUGGCAUUACUGGCGGCAUUGAAAUUUGCAUUACUUAUCCAACGGAGUAUGUCAAGACACAACUACAGCUCGAUGAGAAAGGUGUCAACAAGCAAUACAACGGCAUUGGAGAUUGCAUCAAGAAAACCGUACAACAAAGAGGAUUUUUCGGAUUAUACCGUGGACUAAGUGUAUUGCUCUACGGCAGUAUUCCAAAAUCUGCAGCAAGAUUUGGUGCAUUCGAAACGCUUAAAGGUCACAUGGUCGAUGAGCACGGGCAACUAAGUGCUUCGGGAAAAUUACUGGCAGGUUUAGGCGCUGGUGUAUGUGAAGCCGUGUUGGCUGUUACUCCCAUGGAGACAAUUAAAGUAAAAUUCAUAAAUGAUCAACGUAGUGCCAAACCACAGUAUAAGGGUUUUGCUCAUGGUGUUGGUUGCAUUAUUAAGGCAGAAGGCAUAACUGGAAUUUACAAAGGUGUAACUCCAACAAUUUUGAAACAAGGUUCCAAUCAAGCCAUCCGUUUUUACGUUAUGGAAUCCCUUAAAGAUUUAUACAAGGGCGAUGAUAAAAACAAGCAUGUUCCCAAACUGGUGGUCGGUGCUUUCGGUGCCAUCGCUGGUGCUGCUUCCGUUUUUGGUAACACACCAUUGGAUGUGGUGAAGACUCGUAUGCAAGGUCUCGAAGCAGCCAAAUACAAGAACACUGCCGACUGUGCCAUGAAGAUAUGGAAGAACGAAGGAUUCAGUGCCUUCUACAAGGGAACAGUGCCACGUUUGAGUCGUGUAUGCUUGGAUGUAGCCAUCACCUUUAUGAUUUACGAUUCCUUCAUGGAUCUUUUCAACAAAAUAUGGAAGGAAUAAUAA
Musca vetustissima is the source of this 1025-nucleotide messenger RNA. RefSeq names its product putative tricarboxylate transport protein, mitochondrial (gene sea). The record is from RefSeq and is a predicted model, not a curated record. Gene Ontology annotation, biological process: mitochondrial citrate transmembrane transport. Lineage: Eukaryota; Metazoa; Arthropoda; Insecta; Diptera; Muscidae. Bases 69 to 1022 code for a protein of 317 amino acids. The transcript has 4 exons.